AGGAAGGCAGCUGAGGACACCAGGAUGUUAGAGGUAGUGGGAGGAAGGCAGCUGAGGACCACCAGGAUGAUAGAGGUAGUGGGAGGAAGGCAGCUGAGGACACCAGGAUGUUAGAGGUAGUGGGGGAAAGGCAGCUGAGGACCACCAGGAUGUUAGAGGUAGUGGGAGGAAGGCAGCUGAGAACCACCAGGAUGUUAGAGGUAGUGAGGGGAAGGCAGUGAGGACCACAAAGGGUUAUUCCCCCUGAUAUGAACCACGGCUCUCCCACCAAGUUAGGCACAAAUGGGAUUCAAUCUGUUGAAACCAGAAGCUUGAAGAAGCAUGGCUCUUUUGAUAAAACCUCAAAGGAACAAGGCUCCUUCGGACAAAGCAUGAAGAAAACGACUUCGUUUGAACAAAGCAUGAAGAAAACGACUUCGUUUGAACACACCACAAAGAAGUCGGCCUCAUUUGAUAGAAGCUUGAAGAAAGAACCUUUCUUAGAUAGAACGUUGAUGAAAGAGGCGUCCUUCGACAGAACGUUGAGGAAGCAGGGCUCGUUUGAACGCAGCUCCAGUCCUUCUAGCCUGGAUGGGAGGAAGCCUUGGGGUAGCCCCAGCAGGAGCCCCAGCCGACCCGCCACCCCUCCCUGGUCCCCCAGGAGACCAGCCCCCUGCUCCCCCGCCAAGACCAGCUCCAGACCUCCCUCCUCCACAUCUCCAGCCAAGGCCAGCAACCGAGCCUCCAGCCAGGACCGCAGCAACUCCCCACAGAGGGGUACCACCAGUGGCCUCAAAGCACCUAGUAAGGUAUGUGUWAUCAGCAGCAUCCCCAAACCCAUCUCUCCUCAGCCACCUGCGGACCCUAGGAUGGACUCUCCUCACAAACCCAAACCCGCCCGUCUCAAGAUCAUCACGUACGUCCGUAAGACCCCUCAGGUGAAGUCCCAGGGGACAGAGGUUGACCCAAAUGAAGCCUUGACACUCCCUCUCCGCCUGUCCUCUUCCCACCCCAGCCCUCCUACAGCCCACAGAAAGCCCCACAAGGCAGGGCCCCAUUCUAAGGCCUCACAGGUGCUCUGCUCCUCUAAUAUACUCUUUGAUAAGUACCGUCAGGAGAUGCAGAAGGCAGGAUACUUUCCCCCGGGUACCGGCAUGACGUCGCUGGGCAUCAAACCUCCCAGCCACCCUCCUCCUCACAACCUCUCUUUGAACUCUGAGAGCUUUCAUGGGGAACUACCUGACAGAUACAUGCAUGAGUUGGCUCCAGCACCUUCACAGCUGGCUCCCCAGGAGGGGACAGGCCUCUACCGUUCCCCCAGGCCCAGAGGGCCCCAGCUGGGGCUAGGGGCCGUCACCCGGCAGCCUGCUGCAGCCAAGAACAGGACUAUGUUCCAGACCGGUCAGAGGUCAGGGGUCGUGACCCUCAGCCAUCCAGGACAGCAGCCGGCACCGCCAGGGAACAACCAGGGAAACCACGACUCCACGGCAGACCAGAGGACGCCAGGUCCAGAGACCUCCGUGGCCAGGACCCUGCUGCCUAAACCGGGUCAGUCUCGUCUGCGACCCCCAGGCUUCUCGGCCUUGCCACCUGCCCGUCUGGCCGCCUUCGGCUUUGUACGCAGCUCCAGUGUCUCCUCGGUUUCCAGCAACCAAACGACAGUGAGCAACCACAGCGAACCCUGCCGACCCUCCCAACCAGACCAGAGGACGCCAGGUCCAGAGACCUCCGUGGCCAGGACCCUGCUGCCUAAACCGGGUCAGUCUCGUCUGCGACCCCCAGGCUUUCUCGGCCUUGCCACCUGCCCGUCUGGCCGCCUUCGGCUUUGUACGCAGCUCCAGUGUCUCCUCGGUUUCCAGCAACCAACGACAGUGAGCAACCACAGCGACCCUGCCGACCCUCCAACGUGA
Messenger RNA from Salvelinus sp. IW2-2015, 1889 nucleotides. Lineage: Eukaryota; Metazoa; Chordata; Actinopteri; Salmoniformes; Salmonidae. The record is from RefSeq and is a predicted model, not a curated record.